Molecule: messenger RNA, 600 nt
Organism: Komagataella phaffii GS115
Lineage: Eukaryota; Fungi; Ascomycota; Pichiomycetes; Pichiales; Pichiaceae
Product: Rho GDP dissociation inhibitor involved in the localization and regulation of Cdc42p
Exons: 1
Coding region: 1-600 (199 amino acids)
Biological process (GO): Rho protein signal transduction
Cellular component (GO): cytoplasm; cytosol; membrane
Molecular function (GO): Rho GDP-dissociation inhibitor activity; protein binding
Source: RefSeq, a predicted model, not a curated record
AUGAGUACUUCUGAUGACGACCUGGUCCCUGAGACCGUCCCUGGCUACAAGGUAGGGGAAAAGAAGACGAUUGAAGAGUAUACAACUUUGGACGCUGAAGAUGAAUCUCUAGCCAAGUGGAAACGAUCCUUAGGUUUGGGUGACACAUCAGAUCAACUUCCCAUUUUGCCAGGAGAUGCCAGAAAAGUGGUUGUUUUAGAGAUGAUAUUAGAUAUUAAGGGCUCAGAGCCAAUUGUUGUUAACCUUGAAAAUGAGCUGGAUAUUGAGGCUUUGAAGAAGAAGGAAAUUUCUUUUCAGAUCAAAGAAAAGUCGAUCUAUUCGUUGACUAUUAAAUUUAAGAUUCAGCACGAAAUCGUUACUGGUUUAAGAUACCUGCAGGGUGUUAAGAAGAAGGGGUUUACAGUGGACAAAUUAGAAGAGCCUUGCGGUUCGUAUGUUCCAAAUACAGUAAAGGAACCCUUUUACAUCAAGAAAUUCCUGCCAGUUGAGGCACCUUCUGGGAUGCUUGCUAGAGGGUCGUACUCAGCAACUAGUAAGUUUGUUGACGACGACAAAACAAUCCAUUUGGUGCUCCCAUGGUCAUUCCAGAUCGUGAAAUAA